UGGUUGAGUUGAGUCAUUAACAACAAGAACAAACAUCUUGAAGCAUUACGAUUACACUAGACUUUUGCGAAUUUGAACAGUGAACAUCAACAUAUUGAAUUGAGUAGUGUAGCGAGUGACACCUCAUCCAAACUUCAAUUCAAACUAAUUAGAUUGCCAGUUUAUAGCCAGUGUUUCUAUGUAUGAUUGAAUAAUCAUACAACUAAUUCUUUGUUUUUUAUACGCUUUUGGACACUUUUAAGACUAUUGCAUUAAAAUGUCUAUGAAAGUGUGUGACAUUGAAGAUGAUGUGAAAGAUGCUCUGAGACAGUUCAGAUUCCGCAAACAUAACAACAAUGCAGCUUUAAUUUUGAAAGUCGAUCGAGAGAAACAGAAGAUUUGCAUUGACUCUAUGGUGGAGGACACUUGUUUGGACGACCUGAGAGACAUUCUACCUGGUCACCAGCCACGAUACGUUGUCUACAGCAACAAAAUGGAACACAGUGAUGGCCGAAUCUCCUACCCUCUCUCUUUCAUAUACAUCACUCCCCAAGAUAGUCAGCGAGACUUGCAAGUGAUGUAUGCCGGAACUAAGCUCGCGCUGCAGAAAGAAGCAGACUUGACCAGAGUUUACGAGGUUCGUGAGUUGGACGAACUAACGGAUGAGUGGCUCAAAGAGAAACUCAGCAAGUAAGAUGGCCACUCUGAUAAGCAGCUCGCCAAUGAAAUAAAACGUAUGGGUACAAAAACAACAUAAUGGUGUUUUGAAUUCCAUAUAGCAACAUAACCUUAAAUAUUUUUAAAAUUUAGUUACAAGUAGCAAUGUACAGGUAGUUCGAGCUAAGCUUGCACUUGACCGAUCGAUAGAAAUUCUCUACUAGCAUAUGUCAAAAACAUUGUCUGCAGUCAUGCGGGUAGCAUCAACUGUCCCGCGUGAAGGCGCUGGAAUGGAUGAAAAGCUCGGAAUGCUAUUAAUGAUGUCUACAUUAGUUAAAAGUUAGUAUGUUGAACACUUUCACUUUUAUAAAAUUUCUGCAAUGCAAAUUAUUAAUCAAUUUAAGCUUACCCAUUUUUAAUUACAAACAAUAUUCUUUACACUAUAAAAACACACAUUCAAAAACCACUGUGAUGCUAGCAAAGCUGACGACUUACUAAUAAAAAGAGUGUUUAGGAAUUCACCUUGGUUUUCCAUCUCCUAUUAGUGUAGUAUAAUGUUAGUCAUCGUUUUGAGGCACCAACCCUGUGAGUCAGCAGCAGGGCCGGUUCUAGGAAUUUUUCAGAGUUAAGCGAACACCCGAAUCAGCGCCAAUUAGGAUUCCCCCCACCACCCCCCCCCCCCCCCCCGACCAUUAACACAACUUAACCGUAUUUGUAAAUAUUCCCCAAUACUAUAGGGAACAAUUUUUUUAGAAGUUUAAGUUAGAAGAAUACUUGCAAUAUAAGAUUGUUUAUUAUUCGCAGAAAUUUAACAUUUUUACACUUUUACUCAUCAUAUAAACUUUAGCAAAACCAAGGCCACCCUAAAAAAACAGGCCGUCAUGUUCGUCAAGCAUGACGUCACUAUAGAAGACGGCAAUGACGUAAUUUUUGCCGUUUGUGAUCAGCUGCUUGUUUUAAUCUUUCCUUGGGAAAUACAUAAAUAAAUACCUACGUCAUUGCCGUCUUCUAUCGUGACUUCUUUGGGCUUACUGGACUCGCCACCAGAUGAUUUCAACAAAAAUCUACCUACACAUUGAUUUGGCUUGUUUUUUAUCUUCCUGUUCCAAAUUCGCCUUACGAUUUCUAUAAUAAGUGCCAGACGUUUUCUUUGUUUCUGCCAUUGUUUUCUUAGUAUCGGCUCGCAAAAUGUUUUACUCAUUUAUUCAGUUUAUACUUUCUUCUUAUUUAAUGCGCUAAUUAUAGAUUAAACUUAAAACACUCGUAAUCAUUCACUUAUCAACAAUCAUGAAUCAUCAAAACAACGCCAAUACGAUACCGAUACGUAUAAAACUAAAAGAGUGCAGUACAACUACAACGUAAUGCUCUGCUCUAGGAUAAGAGAAAGAAGGGAGGGGAAAGUUUCUUGUUGUGACCAGUGGCGCUGCGCGCUUGCUUAUCUCUAGUUAGUAUGAGUGAGUCGUGAAAUGAAACCCACCGGCGCCGCGCCGUACGCUGCCAAGCGUCAGCUCACUAUAAAUCGAAACUGCAAAUGGCAUCGAGUCCUUGAGUUGUAGUGCUGUACAAAUAUACACAUUUUUCAAGUGCUGUUGGUACAAACAGAAUAAAUGCCUUUAUUGUGGUAUACUUGGACUCUGAGCGAAAAUAAACAAAAUGACGUUGUUCACGUAAAAAAAAUUGUUCCAUUGGCGCCACUUUUUCGUGGCGCCGUAUGCGGCCGCGUAGUUCGCGUAUGGGUUAAACCGGCCCUGGUCAGCAGAGGAAUGUUUGCAGAAAGAUCAUUGCCUAGCUUCCACCCACCCCGCCUACACUGUCACACCGAGGCGCGCCAGACCCAAGUAGCUUAGCUGUAACUACCUGUACAAGGAUUAAUAAGGAAAUCUUCUAUCAUCCAUUUGUAUAUUUUACCCACAAAUAAGUUAUGAAAAACUUCUAUCCUUCUACGUAACUAAACACAAUCCUAAACGUAAUCCUUUUACAAUCCUAAACUAAUUUUGUAUAAUGUAUUUAUUUUUUUAUAAAGGAACAAGAAAGAGCUAAAACAUGACAAUAGAUUUUUUUAAUCUAUGUAUUUCUCUCACAAGAUUCACGUUUUUAAUUAAAAUGUUUAUUUUUAUUUUUCUCUGCAGUUGAAGACUGUUAAAGAGUUAUUAGCUCAAAAAUCUAGUUAAAUUGCAAUUUAAAAUUUUGGACUGAUAAUGAAAUUGUCAAUUACCCUACAUUCACUACUAAUCAAUAUUCUGAAUAUGGCGAGCUCGCAAACAUUUUGGGACCAUCCUUCCCAUGAUAUUAUCUUACCUCUGUAAAAGACAAAGACCUUGGUUUUUGUACACAUUUUAUAUUUGUGUAGAUUAGGUGUGAUUAUAAUCAAUAACUUUAUAUAAUAUUUGCUACUUUUUAUAAUACAUAUACUGAUUAUUGUUGUACAGUUUAUGUGAUCUCUUAUAUUCUAAUUUCUAAUAUGUUUAUGUUACCAGAAGAAGCCUAAUUGUUUAUAACUAAUGUAAAUGAACUAUUCAAUUUAUGAUGUUAUAACUUUCAUUUAAAAAUAUGAUCUAGUUUUGUGGCAGUUUAUUUGCCUUAAAUAAUAAUGAAAUUUUAUUUGUUGAAAGAUUUAUCAAUGGUGGGAUUAUUUUGGAAAAGUUAUGAAUUGGAAUUCAGGUUUAAAUUAAAGAUUUUAAAUUAUAAAAAAAAAAAUAAUUUUUAAAUGUUACUUAUUUCAUGUUUGACCUAAAACUGCAUUCUUCAGAUUUGGAGCUUGCAGUGUACUUGUGAAUAAAAUACAUUUUUUCUCACUAACCACACCAAAGUAACGCAACUAUUCUUUUUUAUAAUUUAUUAUUGAAAUUAAUCAUCCAUUGUGAAAUCUACAUUUUUUUCCUGAACCAUUCUAAAUAUAUAAUUAAAGUGUACAAACGUUUAACCCCCCAGUACAGGCGCGGCUAAUAGUAACACCAGUACACGCGCUCGGACUGGAAUCCCACGUCUUACUUCUUACUAGAAACACUCUUUUAUGUACCUAAUAAAGUUCAUAUAGCAUCAAAAUUUCAAAUAAUUUAAAUAUAUGUUAAUAGAUAUAGAUAAAUUUCAAAAUAAUUACAAAUUUAAAUUGUCCUGUUGAAUCAGUCAAUCGCUGGCCCUGUUCUUCAUCCUCUUGAAACAUGACGAGCCUAGCUUUACACCCUCUAAGAGCCAACUAACGCUAAGAUUGUCAAAACAUUGCCAUUGUACUUGGAAAGGUAGUGGGAGAAGGUAGAUGGCACGCUUGCAGAUUCACUUAUUUCAGGGUGCUUUUUCAAAUGUACAGACUCUUGAGUCUGCGGCGUGUGUACUGGAGGGUUAAUUGAAACAAUUAUUAUGGUAUAUAAGUAGAGACAUUAUUUACCUCAAGCCAAUUUGUACUAUCUAUUCAAUAAUUAAAAUAAUCUACAGUACAAAAACUGGUCGUAAAUAUUUUAAUGAAUGAUAGAUUUAAGACAAUUAUAAUAGUAUCAAGGUGUCGAAUAAAUAACAAUUAAACUACAAUACAUAAAAUCAAUAUCCAUGAUAUGUUUCUAUAACAUUGUGCACAUUUUUUACUGCUUGCUGCAAGUUUUAUCGUUAUCAAAAGCUUUUUAUUUUAUUUUUUAGCUUGUAAUUGUUUGCCUACUGAAAUACAGUGUGAUGAAAAUGGUUGUUUACUAUUAUAAUGUGAAAAAUCUAAGUUAUUAGGCAUUAUUAUUAACUUGAACUAAAGCUGAAUUUGGAAUUUAUCACACUAGUCUAGGUUUGUUGAAUGUUUAACCUAACUGUUUUAUUUUGGGAAGAAUCUUUUAUAUAUCUGAAUCACACCAUGGCUUCAAUUAUUCAAGUAUUUAACAGUUGUCAGGGUAUAAUUAUGUACAAAUUAAAAUAAGCAACUAGGGCAUUUUUAGUUUUAUAAGUUAUCAUGAACUAACCUGUAACUAGUCACAUUCCAUAUUUUUCUCUUGAUUUAAGUUUGGAUUUUGAUAAAUUACCAGUGUUGUUUUCACUAUUAUAAUUGAAUUGUUUUCAAAGUAUUAUUAUGCUCAAUGGUCUUAAUUCGCCGAUUUACAAUUUAUUUAGACAAUACUUAUCAACAGUACAUUGCCAUGACAUUUUCGUUACCUAGUAUUAUUCUCUUGUAUAUAUAAUGCAAGGUAAACUAUUUUAAAAUACAAACUUACUUGACAG
Molecule: messenger RNA, 4830 nt
Organism: Macrosteles quadrilineatus (aster leafhopper)
Lineage: Eukaryota; Metazoa; Arthropoda; Insecta; Hemiptera; Cicadellidae
Gene: GMF
Product: glia maturation factor beta
Exons: 5
Coding region: 257-673 (138 amino acids)
Biological process (GO): actin filament debranching; negative regulation of Arp2/3 complex-mediated actin nucleation
Cellular component (GO): actin cortical patch
Molecular function (GO): actin binding; Arp2/3 complex binding
Source: RefSeq, a predicted model, not a curated record